Babesia microti strain RI is the source of this 648-nucleotide messenger RNA. RefSeq names its product POP4, RPP29, ribonuclease P protein subunit POP4. The transcript is spliced from 2 exons. Lineage: Eukaryota; Apicomplexa; Aconoidasida; Piroplasmida; Babesiidae. Gene Ontology annotation, molecular function: ribonuclease P RNA binding. Gene Ontology annotation, biological process: rRNA processing; tRNA 5'-leader removal. Gene Ontology annotation, cellular component: ribonuclease MRP complex; ribonuclease P complex. Bases 1 to 648 code for a protein of 215 amino acids. The record is from RefSeq and is a predicted model, not a curated record.
AUGAGUGAGAAAAAUGUGAUAUACCGACACGUGAACGAGUGCAAAUCUCAAUUCGAUUGCAUCCAAGUUUUUUCCAAUUUGGCCGACGAGAGCGUGGACAAAUGGAAAGCACGUAUAGACUCAAGGAUUCUGCAACUGGUCUGCCCAAAGUCACAAGCUAGGGCUGUAAAUACAGAUGCAAAUUUUGGCAAUGAAACGACUAGAAAGAUGAAAUACCUAAAACUGGGCGCAGGCAAGCUCGCCAAAAUGGGUCUACUAAAGGCGCCAAGGUACGUGGCGCCGGACCAUUCCAACGCCUUGCAUAGCCUGUGGGUCCAAUAUAUCAACGAUGCACUAUGUGGAAGCAAAUCAGACGCGGACAUUCUCAAGCGAUUAUUUUUUGCCGAUUUACACGGGGCAAAACUGAGCGUAUACCAAAGUUCAUGCCCAAAUUACGUAAAUUUGAAGGGUAUUGUUGUACACGAUAGCAACAUGACCUUCAGACUGGCGGGGGAGGACGGGAAGGUGAGAACAAUCCUCAAAUCUCCCUGUGUCUUUGAGCUAGAAAUUAGUGGCCAAAAAUAUCAUUUGCACGGCCGAUCUCUCCAGGGCCCCCCCCUAGCCAGGUCCAAAUUGAAGCCCAAGCCCAAAUCGACUGUUGAAUUGUAG